CCUCUCACUCCUGGGGAUGAAUACUCGUUCACUCUCUUCACCGUGUUUGAGGGAGAAAGAAGCAAAGAAUACCCAUUUUCAGAGAUGACGGUUCCUGCAAGGGUGACCAAUGCGGACUGUAUCUCUAGAGACUUCUCUGUGACCAUAAAGUGGGAUAAGCCAGUAGGUGUGUGGAGUAAGAUCGAGGUGAACGGCAGUGGGAAUAUUGACGAUAAUGACUCAGGACCAACACGGGUUGUGUCUGGACUUCAGCCGGCUAAAUCAUACAGUUUUAGUGUUACCACACUCUCCGGAGCAAUGAGGAGUUCACCUCAAUGGAUCAGCUGUCAAACUCAAUCAACGGUGAUCUGGGUUCCAGUGCUGGUCAUCAUGUUAUUGGGUCUGGCUGCUGGUGCUGGUGUGAUUCUCUUACGACGAAGAACCAGCUGCUGA
This is a messenger RNA of Engraulis encrasicolus (European anchovy), 432 nucleotides long. RefSeq names its product receptor-type tyrosine-protein phosphatase H-like. The coding region runs from base 85 to 432 and encodes 115 amino acids. The transcript has 4 exons. Gene Ontology annotation, molecular function: protein binding. NCBI's taxonomy places the organism in Eukaryota, Metazoa, Chordata, Actinopteri, Clupeiformes, Engraulidae. The record is from RefSeq and is a predicted model, not a curated record.